CUCGAGGCUCGUUCCUAAUCCAAAUCCAAACUAAUCACAAUCUAUUUCUUCGUUUCUCUCCAAAACCAAAACCAAAGCCUUACUCUCUCUCUCUCUCUCUCUGAGCCUCAGGAGUGUGCGAGUCGGCGAGUCGUUCGUGAGGAGCUUUUCGAUGGCGUUACCGGUUGUUGACACAGAGUACCUGAAGGAGGUCGACAAGGCUCGUCGCGAUCUCCGUGCCCUCAUCGCCUCUAGAAACUGCGCUCCCAUCAUGCUCCGCUUAGCGUGGCACGAUGCGGGGACAUAUGAUGUGAAUACGAAAACAGGUGGACCUAAUGGGUCAAUUAGGAGCGAGGAAGAGUAUAGUCAUGGUUCUAACAGUGGCUUGAAGAAAGCCAUUGAUUGGUGUGAGGAAGUGAAGUCUAAACGUCCAAAGAUCACAUAUGCAGACCUAUACCAGCUUGCCGGUGUUGUUGCAGUUGAGGUCACUGGAGGCCCAACCGUUGACUUUGUUCCUGGCAGAAAGGAUUCAAUCGUUUCUCCCAAGGAAGGGCGACUUCCAGAUGCUAAACAAGGUGCUCCACAUCUCAAGGACAUCUUUUAUCGAAUGGGUCUGUCUGAUAAGGAUAUUGUUGCACUGUCAGGGGGCCACACACUGGGAAGGGCACAUCCAGACAGAUCAGGUUUUGAUGGUCCUUGGACUAUGGAACCUCUGAAGUUUGAUAAUUCAUACUUUGUGGAACUUUUGAAAGGGGAAUCAGAGGGCCUUUUGCAACUUCCAACAGACAAGGCUUUAUUGGAUGAUCCUGAGUUCCGUCAUUAUGUUGAGCUGUAUGCAAAGGAUGAAGAUGCAUUCUUUAGAGAUUAUGCAGAAUCACACAAAAAGCUCUCAGAGCUAGGGUUUUCUCCUAGAUCCCCUGGCUCUAAGGUAAUUGUAAAGGAUGGUAUCAUACUGGCACAGAGUGCGGUUGGAGUUGCGGUUGCUGCUGCUGUGGUGAUCUUGAGCUACUUCUAUGAAGUUCGCCGAAAAAUGAAAUGAACGUGGCUCUCUCUCAAAUGUCGCAAAUAUUAUCCCUAUGAUUAUGUGGCACUAAGUUCAGUUUUGCAGCAGAACAGCUAUAUUGUUCUUCUCUUUAUCUGCUAAUAACAUCAGCCAGGGCCUUUCUAAAACCUUGGCCGCUAGAUAAACUGGUAGAAAGAUACAAGUGAACUUUCUCGCCAAUGAUUAGUGAAUAUCAAUACAUGCUGACAUAUGAGUCUUUAUAGAUGUUUA
Messenger RNA from Corylus avellana, 1252 nucleotides. It is a transcript of the gene APX3, whose product is annotated as ascorbate peroxidase 3. Gene Ontology annotation, biological process: response to reactive oxygen species; cellular response to oxidative stress; hydrogen peroxide catabolic process. Gene Ontology annotation, molecular function: peroxidase activity; heme binding. NCBI's taxonomy places the organism in Eukaryota, Viridiplantae, Streptophyta, Magnoliopsida, Fagales, Betulaceae. Gene Ontology annotation, cellular component: chloroplast. The record is from RefSeq and is a predicted model, not a curated record.